This is a messenger RNA of Sabethes cyaneus, 2340 nucleotides long. RefSeq lists its product as uncharacterized. Bases 1 to 2340 code for a protein of 779 amino acids. The record is from RefSeq and is a predicted model, not a curated record. Lineage: Eukaryota; Metazoa; Arthropoda; Insecta; Diptera; Culicidae. The transcript has a single exon.
AUGUCUGGUAAUCUGAAAGAUCUCAAGUCGCAGCUGUGGCAAAUCCGAAGUACGUUUGACGGUGCAAAGCAGUUCAUUCAGAAAUUCAAGCGAGAGAAGCAUGAAGCGCAAAUAGAAACCUGGCUGGAGAUGCUGGAAGCCGCAAUGAAAAAACUAUACACUGUCCGUAGGAAGAUGGACGUUUUGUUGGAAGAGGCGGAUGAAAAAGAGCUUUCGGACUCGAAAGAAGCUCCGGAAAAUCGGGAAGCUCGACUGACAAUGCUCGCUGAAAAGCGAGAGGCUGAAAGUGCUUCUAUCAUACUGCAAACAGAAGACACUUAUUGCGAAUUAAAAGGAUCAUUGCAACUUCUCUUGGGUCAACCUACGAAAAACGCAGCUAAUCAAGAGGCUUCAGCAUCGGAGCAAGCAGUUAAAAGCGCCUUUUCAAGAGUUAAAUUGCCUGAGAUCAAACUGCCAACAUUUGGAGGUCGCAUUCGUGAAUGGGUGACGUUUCGUGACAUGUUUUUAAGCCUCAUUCACCGAAACGUGCAGCUGAAUGAAAUAGAUAAGUUUACCUACCUUCGAUCAUCUCUUGUAGGCGAAGCAUUGCAAGAAAUCGGAACCAUUGAGAUCUCAGCUGCGAAUUACAAAAUUGCCUGGGAUCUUCUGCAAAAACGCUUUGAGAAUAAAAAACUCAUUGUCGAGGCCCAUUUGGACGCGCUCUUUGCUGUAGAGCCAAUGAAGAGGGAAGGUCACGAUGCUCUAAACCAUCUCAUCAGUGAAUAUGAUCGAAAUUUGCAAAUGCUCGAAAAGGUAGGCGAAGACGUUUCCAGCUGGAGUACGAUUCUCGUUCACAUGGUAUGCUGUCGAUUAGAUUUAACAACGUUACGAAAUUGGGAGUCUAAUCACAGCUCUAAGGAGGUUCCGACUUACAAGGAACUAAUAGAGUUCCUUCGCAAUCAUUGUGGGGUUUUGCAGUCAAUUGUCCCUGCAACCGCCCAACUCGAGGCACGACGACCUAGAAACACCGUUAGUCAUGUACAAACUUCUACACAAUCGUCUGGUCGCUGUCCAUUUUGUGGAGAUACUAUGCACUCGGCUUACAGGUGUCAACGUUUUCUGAAAAUGAAAGUAGCUGAGCGGUACGACAAGGUGAAGCGUUGCGGUUUAUGUUUGAAUUGUUUUUCAUCAUCCCAUUUGGUUCGGUUCUACACAAAGGGUUUCUGUCAUCACUGCAAGCAGAAACAUCACACGCUCCUGCAUAGCGGAGCACGAAGCGGCGAUGCAGCAUCAUCGUCGCGAAAUGGUUCCAUCGUCACUAACGCGCAGAACAGACCACCAACCACGAACACUUCACAGACACACUCACAGAACCAGACCACAUCUAGCAACACAACAACACCCUCUACGAACUCACUCCCAAUCGCAAACACAAACAUGCAAUUUGAGAAUCAUUCACCACCCACCACACAUCGUACAUCAAUAAACAAUGCUAAUGCCUUCCCCGCAAAUAUAUACACUCCAUCCCGUCAAGUUUUAUUAUCUACUGCCGUAGUACAAGUAGUAGAUUCAUACGGCAACGCUCAAUUUGCAAGAGCUCUUUUGGACUCCGGUUCGGAAUACUGUUUCAUAACCACGAACCUAUAUCAAAAGCUUAAGUUGGCAGCGACAGCCAGCUUCCUGUCAGUCGCAGAAAUAGGAGGUUCCGUGGUUAAUUCGACGAAGGUAGUAGAAGCUUUAAUUGUCCCACGAUCACCGCAUAUCUCGACGUACAGCGAAACCGUUAAGUUGCAUGUUCUUCCGAAACUUACCUCUGUACUCCCGAUGCAACCGGUCAACAUUCAGACCCUGGCGAUUCCGACCAACGUCACUCUCGCUGAUCCUCGUUUCUAUGAACCUGGUCCGAUCGACAUGAUCAUUGGGGCAGAGUGUUAUUACGAUUUACUGAUUGAUGGGAAAAUCAAACUAUCUCAAGAUGGACCCACUUUACAGCAGACAGUAUUCGGCUGGAUCGUAUCUGGUCGCGUUCCUGGUCGUCACGUUGAAGAUACAAGAACCGUCUCCCAUGCUUGUGCCACUGCAGACAUUCGUGAUCUUCUAGCAAAAUUCUGGGAAUUAGAGUCAUGCCAUAGCAAGAGUAUAUUUUCAGUAGAGGAGUCGACAUGCGAAGAUCUGUUUCAUCGAACUACGACACGUGAUCCAGAGGGCAGAUAUGUGGUUACUCUUCCAAAAAAGCAGUAUGUGCUGAGGCAACUAGGCGAAUCCAAAUCCAUCGCAACGAAGCGAUUCCUUGGACUGGAAAGACGAUUCCAGUUAAAUCCAGAACUAAAAGUGCAGUAUCAGGACUUCAGGACUUCAUAG